GCCAAAAUAGGGAGAAUUUUAGGUGUCAUGACGCUAGGCUCUCGCGUCUAAAUAAUACAAAUAAAACAUUGCUUUCAGUGGGGAUUAAAGCGGUCUCGGUAAAGAGAAGAUCAUACUGAUGUCUAGCUAACCGAGAUUGGAGAAAGGAUAUUCCGACCAUCAUGGCAGCGUCAGAGCUCUACACAAAGUUUGCUCGGGUGUGGAUCCCUGAUGCAGAAGAGGUGUGGAAGUCAGCCGAGCUGGUGAAGGACUAUAAGCAGGGAGACGGAAUCCUGCAGCUGCAGCUGGAGGAUGGAGAGGAAAUUGAACACAAGUUGGACCCCAAGACCAAGAAUCUUCCACACCUGCGGAACCCGGACAUCUUGGUGGGAGAGAAUGAUCUCACGGCGCUCAGCUACCUGCACGAGCCCGCCGUGCUGCACAACCUUAAAGUGCGCUUCAUCGACUCCAAGCUCAUCUACACCUACUGCGGUAUCGUCUUGGUGGCCAUUAACCCCUAUGAGAAUCUGCCCAUCUAUGGAUCGGACAUCAUUAAUGCCUACAGCGGGCAGAACAUGGGUGACAUGGAUCCACACAUAUUCGCCGUGGCAGAGGAGGCAUAUAAGCAGAUGGCGAGAGAUGAGCGGAACCAGUCCAUCAUCGUGAGUGGGGAGUCGGGCGCUGGGAAGACGGUCUCGGCUAAAUACGCCAUGCGCUACUUCGCCACCGUCAGCGGCUCCGCCAGCGAGGCCAACGUGGAGGAGAAGGUGCUGGCCUCCAACCCCAUCAUGGAGUCAAUUGGUAACGCCAAAACAACAAGGAAUGACAACAGCAGUCGUUUCGGCAAGUACAUCGAGAUUGGCUUCGACCGGCGCUACCACAUCAUCGGUGCCAACAUGAGGACCUACCUGCUGGAGAAGUCCCGCGUAGUGUUCCAGGCGGAUGAAGAACGAAACUACCAUAUCUUCUAUCAGCUGUGUGCCUCCUCCCACAUACCUGAGCUGAAAGCCCUCAAGCUGGGCAGCGCAAACGACUUCCUCUACACCAAGCAGGGCCGGAACCCUGUCAUAGAUGGUGUGGAUGAUGCCAAGGAGCUGUCCAAUACUAGACAAGCUUUCACAUUGCUAGGUAUCAAUGAAUCAUAUCAAAUGGGACUCUUCCACAUUCUUGCUGCAAUCCUCCAUCUUGGAAAUGUGGUGGUGAAGGACCGCGAUGCAGACAGCAGUAUCAUCCCGCCGAACAAUGGCCAUCUUACAACAUUUUGUGAGCUCAUGGGUGUGACCUACCAGGACAUGUCCCAUUGGCUCUGUCACAAAAAACUGAAAACCGCAACAGAGACGUAUAUCAAAACCGUCCCCAGGAUCCAGGCCACCAAUGCGCGCGAUGCCCUGGCCAAGCACAUAUACGCCAAGCUGUUCAACUGGAUCGUGGAUCACGUCAAUAAAGCCUUGCACGCCAACAUCAAGCAGCACUCUUUCAUCGGAGUCCUGGAUAUUUACGGGUUUGAGACAUUUGAGAUCAACAGCUUCGAGCAGUUCUGUAUAAAUUACGCCAACGAAAAGCUUCAACAGCAAUUUAACAUGCAUGUGUUUAAACUGGAACAGGAGGAGUACAUGAAGGAGCAGAUCCCCUGGACACUGAUAGACUUCUAUGAUAACCAGCCGUGCAUCAACCUGAUUGAGGCCAAGAUGGGGAUCCUGGACCUGCUGGAUGAGGAGUGCAAGAUGCCAAAGGGUUCUGACGACUCCUGGGCUCAGAAGCUGUACAACACUCACCUGAAGACGUGCUCGCUGUUCGAGAAGCCGCGCAUGUCCAACAGAGCCUUCAUCAUUCAGCAUUUCGCUGAUAAGGUGGAGUACCAGUGCGACGGCUUCCUGGAGAAAAACAAAGACACGGUGAACGAGGAGCAGAUUCACGUCCUCAAAGCGAGCAAGUUUGACCUCUUGGUGGAGCUGUUUCAAGAUGAGGAGAAGGCCACCACCCCCACUGGAGCCCAAACAGGGAAGCGCGUUCUCAGUGUCAAGCCUGACAAGGGCCGGCCCAACAAGGCCAGCAAGGAGCAUAAGAAGACUGUUGGUCUCCAGUUCCGGAACUCACUUCAUCUGCUAAUGGAGACUCUGAAUGCUACAACACCCCACUAUGUGCGCUGCAUCAAGCCCAAUGACAUCAAGCACGCCUUCACGUUUGACCCCAAGAGGGCAGUUCAGCAGCUUAGAGCCUGUGGCGUGCUGGAGACCAUCCGCAUCUCGGCUGCUGGCUUCCCAUCCCGGUGGACUUAUCAGGAGUUCUUCAACCGGUACCGGGUUCUGAUGAAGCAGAAAGAUGUUCUGGCAGAUAAGAAGCUGACUUGCAAGAACGUGCUGGAACAACUUGUGCAGGAUCCAGACAAGUACCAGUUUGGUAAGACCAAGAUCUUCUUCCGGGCGGGUCAGGUGGCUUACUUGGAAAAGCUCAGAGCGGACAAACUCCGUGUCGCCUGCAUCCGCAUCCAGAAGACCAUCCGCUGCUGGCUGGCCCGUAAGAAGUACCUGCGGAUGAAGAAAUCCUCCAUCACCAUCCAGAGACACGUGCGUGGAUACCAGGCCCGCCGGCUGGUCAAGUACAUGCGCAGGACUCGUGCAGCCGUCACCAUUCAGAAGUACCAGCGCAUGCACAUGGAGCGGACGCGCUUCAAGCGCAAGAAGGCAGCGGCUCUGGCCAUGCAGUGCAUCCUCAGGGCCUACAUGGCCCGCCAGCACUACAAAGGGCUGGUGCGGGAGCACAAGGCGGUGCUGAUUCAGAAGAUGGUGCGGGGCUGGCUGGCCCGGCAGUGGUACAAGCGCUCUCUGGAGGCCCUCGUGUACCUGCAGUGCUGCUUCCGGCGCAUGAAGGCCCGGCGCGAGCUCAAGAAGCUCAAGAUCGAGGCGCGCUCCGUGGAGCACUACAAGAAGCUCAACAUCGGCAUGGAGAACAAGAUCAUGCAGCUGCAGCGACGCAUCGACGAGCAGACCAAAGACAACCGUGCGAUGAACGAGCGUCUGAACGGCCUGGAGAGCUCCCACGCGACCGAGAGCGAGCGCAUGCGCAAGGAGGUGACGCGGCUGCGCACGGCCGAGGAGGAGGCCAAGGCCAACGCCCACAAGGUCACCUCCCUCCUGGAGGAGCUGGCCCGUCUGCGCAAGGAGCUGCACACCACCCAGAGCGAGAAGAAGGUGAUCGAGGACUGGGCCGAGACCUACCGCGACGAGAUGGAGAAGAUGGUGGCAGAGCUAAAAGACCAGAACGGGUUGCUGAAAACGGAAAAAGACGAUCUGAACCGCCUGAUCCAGGAGCAGAGUCAGCAGAUGACAGAGAAGAUGCAGCGCGCCCUGCAGGAAGAGACCCAGCAGCUGGAGAACGAUCUCAACGAAGAGCGCUCGCGCUACCAGAACCUCCUGACCGAGCACCUUCGCCUGGAGGAACGCCACGACGACCUCAAAGAGUCCAUCAGCGUGAGCGUGCCCAAGCCUGGCCACAGGAGGACCGAUUCCACUCACAGCAGCAACGAGUCCGAAAGCACCUACAUCUCGGAAUUUGCCGAGUCCGAGGAAGGAUCCCGUGCCGGGGAGGACAUGACCAGGGGAGGGGACAUGUCCACCUUCCUGAAGAUGCAGAAGAGAGUCACCGAGCUGGAGCAGGAAAAGCAUUCGCUGCAAAACGAGCUGGACCGCCGAGAGGAGCAGUUUCAGCGGGCUAGAGCCAGGGAUGACGAGGAGCACAAGAAGGCUCGCGGGGCAGAGUUGGAAUACGAGUCGCUUAAGCGGCAGGAGCUGGAUUCGGAGAACAAGAAGCUGAAGCAUGACCUGAACGAGAUGCGUCAGCUGCUGGGCAGCAACGCCGGGGCCCAAACGUCGGUUCCGGGCUCGCCCGCCUACAAGGUGCUGCUGGACCAGCUGAACUCCUCCAAUGAGGAGCUGGAGGUGCGCAAGGAGGAGGUGCUGAUCCUGCGCUCGCAGCUGGUCAGCCAGAAGGAGGCCAUGCAGCACAAGGAGACGAUGACCGAGCCCAUGGCCCACACAGAGGACAUCAGGAAGAUGAAGGACGCCGGAGAGAUCACUCAGGCUUACAUCGGCCUCAAAGACACCAACAGGCUGCUGGAGUCCCAGCUGCAGGCCCAGAGGCGUAGCCACGAUAACGAGGUGGAGGUUCUGCGCGGGGAGCUGCACAGCAUGAAGGAGGAGAAUAACCGGCAGCAGCAGCUCUUGGCGCAGAACCUGCAGCUGCCCCCGGAGGCGCGCAUAGAGGCCAGCCUGCAGCACGAGAUCACCCGGCUCACCAACGAGAACCUGGAAAUGCAAAAUACAGACGACCCAGCCAAAUAUCGGCAGUAUCGAAUCAACGUUUUAAAGCGGAUGAUUGACCUGAUGGAGCAGCUGGAGAAGCAGGACAAGACCGUCCGCAAGCUGAAGAAGCAGCUCAAGGUCUUUGCCAAGAAGAUCGGUGAGCUGGAAGGAGGCCAGGUGGAGAGUGUGUCUCCUGGGCAGACGGUGGACGAGCCCAUCCGGCCGGUCAACAUCCCCCGCAGGGAGAAGGACUUCCAAGGCAUGCUGGAGUACAAGAAGGAGGACGAGCUGAAGCUGGUCAAGAAUCUCAUCCUGGAGUUGAAGCCGCGAGGUGUAGCUGUAAACCUGAUCCCAGGCCUGCCGGCCUACAUUCUCUUCAUGUGUCUGCGACACGCCGACUACGUCAACGAUGACCAGAGGGUCCGCUCCCUGCUCACCUGCACUAUCAACAGCAUCAAGAAGAUCCUGAAGAAACGAGGAGAUGACUUUGAGACCGUUUCAUUCUGGCUCUCCAACACGUGCCGCUUCCUCCACUGCUUGAAACAGUACAGUGGUGAUGAGCAAUUCAUGAAGCACAACUCCAACAAGCAGAAUGACCACUGCCUGUCCAACUUCGACCUGGCGGAGUACCGUCAGGUGCUGAGUGACUUGGCCAUCCAGAUCUACCAGCAGCUCAUCAAAUGCAUGGAGAACAUCCUGCAGCCCAUGAUCGUGUCCGGCAUGCUGGAGCAUGAGACCAUCCAGGGGGUGUCGGGCAUCAAGCCCACGGGUCUGCGCAAGCGCACGUCCAGCAUCGCGGACGAGGGCACGUACACGCUGGAGUCCAUCCUGCGGCAGCUCAACGCCUUCCACUCCACCAUGUGCCAGCACGGCACCGACCCCGAGCUCAUCAAGCAGGUGGUCAAGCAGCAGUUCUACAUCAUCGGCGCCGUCACCCUCAACAACCUGCUGCUGCGCAAGGACAUGUGCUCCUGGAGCAAGGGCAUGCAAAUCAGGUAUAACGUGAGCCAGCUGGAGGAGUGGCUGCGGGAGAAGAGUCUGAUGAACUGCGGCGCCAAGGAGACGCUGGAGCCCCUCAUCCAGGCAGCGCAGCUCCUGCAGGUCAAGAAGAAGACGGACGAGGACGCCGAGGCCAUCUGCUCCAUGUGCAACGCUCUCACCACUGCACAGAUUGUGAAGGUGCUCAACCUGUACACUCCUCUGAAUGAGUUUGAAGAGAGAGUGUCUGUGACCUUCAUACGAACCAUACAGACCCGUUUACGAGACCGCAUGGAGUCGCCGCAGCUCCUGAUGGACACCAAGAUGAUCUACCCGGUCACCUUCCCCUUCAACCCGUCCUCCCUGGCCCUGGAGACCAUCCAGAUCCCCACCAGCCUCAACCUCAACUUCCUGACCCGUGUGUAGACGCUCCCCCGCAACCCAGCCACACACACACACACACACACACACACACACACACACACACACACACACACACACACACACACAGCACACACCCAGCACUGCUACUGUCCUCUUCAUUCAUCCAGCCAAAUAAGAUCACGUUUGUUUUGCGUUUCUUGUUUUAUUUUGUUUAUCUGUUUUUGCAGAUACGAGUGUGUGUGUAUGUGUGUGUCUUCAGUGGAGGUGUGGUUGUAGCACUCUGGAUUUUGUGCUCAUUUCUGGAAUGUAUCAAUCCAGUAGUGCAGGUUCUCUCUCUCUCUAUCUCUCUCUCUCUCUAUCUCUCUCUCUGUUAGCAUCAUGCUGUAGUACCCAUGGUCUGUAUCAUAAUUAAAUGCAUAGAAAUAAAUAUAUAUCAUGCUUAUCAUAUUAUUUUAUUUAUUGCUUCUAAUCUUUCCCUCUAGAUAUUAUUCUCAGAGCUUAGACACUGAUAAAUAGAAAUAUCCAUUACCACAAUGUCACUUUUCAAUGACUGGAGAGAAGCCAUGUCAUUUGGAGGACUGAAUUAGGCAUAUGUUUAUCUCAAGCAAAGGAUGUACUAUAAAAUGCUGUUAUUUACUGUAGUCUUUCUUUUUGUUAGUAUGUGUAUUGUGAUUGGAAAUUAGCAUAUUUAGCUUACUGUGUCAUGUGUAACAGAUAUAUUGAAGGAGGGCCUGCGUUCCAAGGCUGCUGUCGAGAGUUAAUGCUUCCUCCUCUCCUCAAUAUCAAUAUUGUUUACAGCUCCAGACUGAGCUCUGUUGUCACUGGUGACACUGAGGUCACAUAUUAGAGUUCUUGUGGUUCUAUGGCAUCAGCCCUUUUGCCCGAGCUUCUAAAAGAAGGACGUGCUAGACUGGGUAUGGGAUUGAUCAUCUGGUUGCCAUAUGACUUUAGGGUCGGCCGUGGGCCUCCACUGAACUAUUGUGUAUCUCCAAAAGCACACUGGAUAUCCCACAUAUUCUACUGAUCACAGGCGCUCUGAAGAUAGCAUAGGUUACGUUUGUAAGCAGCAGGUGGCUUUACUCAUUUCAGUAUUAAAGCUUUCCAACCCAAAAAAAUGAUGUUGGUUAAGUGGUUGUUCCGUUAGCAGUUUUUUUUUUCUUUGCCUUUUGGUUUUGGCUUAUUUUGCCAGGUAUGCCAUGCAGUUUGUAUCCGAGUGCUGUCAGCUUUACCCCAUGACUACCGAUCUCAUCAGCCAAUAUGCGCCCCCAGCCUCACCUGUGCACCCCCACACACACCUGUUCACCCCCAGACUCACCUGUGCACCCCCACACACACCUGUUCACCCCCAGACACACCUGUUCACCCCCCAGCCUCAUCUGUUCACCCCCACACACACCUGUUCACCCCCACACUCACCUGUUCACCCCCAGCGUCACCUGUUCACCCCCACACACACCUGUUCACCCCCACACACAGCUCUAGGGGCUGCUCACUGCAGUGCAAAUGUAAAAAGACAUCUUCAUAGAAAUGUCUGUGAUUGCUUGUGCUUCUCUUUCUUUUACUUCCCAAAACCAAUUGGCUCUCGGUGGGUAGUGCCCAUCUGCAUGCGUAGUGCUGUCCCCUCUCAACAGACCUGCAUGGGCCACGCUGAGCUCCAGGUGUGUGUGGGUAGUGUCGCACCAGCUCCUGCCACCUGGACACUAGCAAGCGUGCUAGCUGUUCCAUGGACACACACAUGUCCACAUGCCUUACUCCUAAUUGUACUUUUAGCAGGUUAGACUCCAACAUGCAUCACAGCUAUUAGAACUUCGCUCCUCCCGAUUCCCCACACCAUCUCAAUUUCAGAUGUCAUCGGCCUGUUAAAUACGCCCAUGUAAGUUCAUGUAGACCUCUCCAAUUGGAAUGAGCAGUUGAGAACAGAUACACAACAGCUAGUGAAGUUGCCAUGUCUCAGGUUGUCUCUUGGAACUGUUUUGUGUUCUGAAUCCAGGGUGAUUCCAAAUUCAUUUCCACUUAUUGGGACCAUGACUUUUAUGUUUUAUGUAUGUUUGCCUUCUAUUGUCAUGAUCAACAUUUGUGUUGUGUUGAAAACUAAUGUUACAUUUAAAAGUGUAUAAUAUAAUGUAUGAAUUGAAAGGAAUUAGAUGAUGCAUAACUGGAAAACUGCAUUUUAAAUCCAUAUCAUUUGUUUUAUUAUCCUUAUAUGCCACACAAUUGGACAAAGCCUUACUUGAAAAAUAAAUAUGUUAUGCCCAACAUCAGCAUCAUUUGUUUUUUUCCAUCCAGUACAUUUUUGUUUUGUUCCCCCUUUUCUGAACUUUAUUUGUGGAACUGGUUCUAUGGCACCCUUGUGUGUUUGCCAUACAUGUAAAAGAAAGACCUUGAUGUCAGUACAGGUUCUAGAUGUCCCAGCAUGCACCAUUGUGAUGAUGCAGGGAAGCGUGGUGUACUUUAACCAUCUAAUGGCAGAUUACAAGAAGCUCAGCUGUCCUGCAGCUGUUCUUUAUGGAACAGGCAGGUAUGAUCACUUCAACUGGAUACAGUAGAUAUGAUCACUUCAGAUAGCAGUCAUGUUGAACCAUAUCGCUGUUUUCCUUGUUUUAGUUCCGAUGCUAUAUCAGCUGGUAUAUCCUACACAUCUCAUUCAACAUCACAAAUGUGUUGCACUAUGAAGAACUUGUUGUUCUUGAACUUUCCAUGGGAUGAAAUAAUCAUGUUUUGGUGUCUUAGGCAGGAGGCUCUCUGUGGUGUAAAGCAUAUUGGUUGUAUCAUUUUACUUGAAGGAUUAGAAUAAAGCCAUUUCAUCUCUCACAGGCUCUGUGGACAGAGGCUUCAUGUCAUAGUGCUGUGCGGUCUCCAUUUAUGCUUGUCACUGUUUGAUGAUGCUGUUGCCUCAUCUGUUUUUGUAACACUGCAGAAAUACUGGAAAGUAACUUUGUUUGAAUACUUUCCCCUCACAUCGUUCAAAUGUAAAUGCUGUUCAUGUAUGAAACGGAAUCAUCCAAAGGUCCAGUAUGUAAAUUUGAAAAGAUCUCAAAUGUUUGUAGUCCCUGUUAGCUAUAACUAUUAAAUGUCCUUACCAUUGGAACAAUAACAUGGAGUAAGGUUCAAAGGUCAUACUUGUGAAAGAUGAUGAAUAAAUUAAUUCAGCACCGUC
Sardina pilchardus (European sardine) is the source of this 8799-nucleotide messenger RNA. It is a transcript of the gene myo5aa, whose product is annotated as myosin VAa. Gene Ontology annotation, cellular component: vesicle; actin cytoskeleton; myosin complex. Gene Ontology annotation, molecular function: microfilament motor activity; actin filament binding; ATP binding. The transcript is spliced from 40 exons. NCBI's taxonomy places the organism in Eukaryota, Metazoa, Chordata, Actinopteri, Clupeiformes, Clupeidae. Gene Ontology annotation, biological process: actin filament organization; vesicle transport along actin filament. The record is from RefSeq and is a predicted model, not a curated record. The coding region runs from base 162 to 5684 and encodes 1840 amino acids.